This is a messenger RNA of Salmo salar (Atlantic salmon), 8048 nucleotides long. RefSeq lists its product as uncharacterized. NCBI's taxonomy places the organism in Eukaryota, Metazoa, Chordata, Actinopteri, Salmoniformes, Salmonidae. The record is from RefSeq and is a predicted model, not a curated record. Gene Ontology annotation, biological process: regulation of RNA splicing. Gene Ontology annotation, cellular component: cytoplasm; costamere; nucleus.
CCCUGCCUACCUGGACUGGAGAAUGUGUGUGACGGUUUGUGGCUGGGAAGGGAUGCUGAAGAUGGAACCAGUUUGUCUGCUUUGGGGAGGGUAUGUUUUCGUUGAGUGAGGCACCUGUUAGGCAUGCUGAAGGUGGAACCAGUUUGUCUGCUUUGGGGAGGGUAUGCUUUCGCUGAGCGAGGCAAGGGGUUGGCAGUUCUACAGGAGUACCGAGCAGCAUGGACUACUAACACUGUCGCAACUUUCUCACAUCUGUGGUAAAACUCCUCGGUGGCGGAGUAACAAGAAACUGCAUGGUCAAAACAACCCAAUGGAGCCUAAGAUUUAGACCGAAGAGCUUUUCAUAAAGAAUCAUGCCUGGUGUCCGCACCGGGAGGAGGCUCUCUAAUGGGCUGAUGCUGGAGGAAUCAGAGAAAGGACAAUUGGUCGUUUCCAGUGUUGUCGAUGGCUCAUUGGCCAAUCAGGGGCUGAAAGAAGGAGAUGAAAUUGUGGGUGCCACAAUCAACUUUGACCAACUUUCAAAAGACGAUGUGUUGAAAAUACUGAAGUUGAUGGAUGAUAAUGGAUUUGAUGAGAAGGUUCAAGUUCUGACGAAAAAUAAUUUGCACAAGAGCAUGGCGACCUUGGACAGCUUCAAAGCACCAGAGGAGAUGUUGAAGGAUUCCUAUAACAGACUCAAUGCCAAAAUAAAGAAGUUCAUGAAGGAGGACAGCUCUGGACAACCUACAGCUUCUGGGGAAAGAGGCUCUCCUAACGGACAGGUAACGAGACCUCUCUGGGCCAAGCCUGAUGUCAGAGGAACAGACUCUACAGUGACUCUCGAUGCUCCUGGUGGAGAACUUUCGUUGCGUAAUGCCAACAUGAGUACAACGAAUCUCUCUCUAGCUCAGUUGAAUGGGUCUAUAGAGGCUGAUCCUGAUGUCAAUAUCUCCGAUUUACCUUCAGUAGACCUUAAAGGUUCCAAAAUAGAUCUAGAAUUGCCAAAUUCAGACAUUGGCAUCCCAUCUGGGAAGAUCAAAACACCAAGUCUUGGUAUGGCUGACUUUGCUAUAUCUGGACCAAGAUUUAGGAAUCCAGACCUGGACCUCUCAGCGGAUGAGAUGUGUGUAUCAGACGUCAGUUUGCCUGACCUCAGUACUCCAGAUAUUGACAUACCCUCAGGUAAAUUCAAACUAAUGAAACCACAUGCAGAACUCAAAGCUCCUGAUUUCGAUGUGGAUGCCCCCUCUGGUAAACUGAAGAUGCCCAAAUUUGAUGAUGAUGUAAAAACACCAAAGCUAAUUCUCAAAGCUCCCAAGAUAAAAGGUGGACUUGAUGCACCUGACUUGGACUUACCCAAAGUCGACCUGAAAUCACCUAAAUUAGAUGUAAACACUCCAGGUAUUGACAUUGAUUCACCCACAGGGAAAUUGAAAAUGCCCAAAUUGAAAAUGUCAACAUUUGGAAUGAAGGGGCCACAUAUUGACAAACAUGGAGAUAUAGAGGGACCAGACCUGAACUUGUCAUCUCCCAAUCUCAAGGGUCCCAAAGCAAACCUCAACAUUCCAGAUGCUGAUAUUGACAGUCCAUCAGGAAAAUUCAAAAUGCCAACUUUCAAGAUGCCAGAUUUAGGUUCCUCUGGACCAAAGGUUAAGGGGCCUGGCUUGGAUUUUUCAGCCCCCAAGUUUAAAGCUGGGAUUGAUGCCCCUGACAUGGAUUUACCAGACAUGGACCUCAAAGCCCCUAAAUUAGAUGUAACCACUCCAGAUAUUGACAUUGAUUCACCCACAGGGAAAUUCAAAAUGCCCAAUUUGAAAAUGUCAACAUUUGGAAUGAAGGGGCCACAUAUUGACAAACAUGGAGAUAUAGAGGGACCAGACCUGAACUUGUCAUCUCCCAAACUCAAGGGUCCCAAAGCAAACCUCAACAUUCCAGAUGCUGAUAUUGACAGUCCAUCAGGAAAAUUCAAAAUGCCAACUUUCAAGAUGCCAGAUUUAGGUUCCUCUGGACCAAAGGUUAAGGCGCCUGACUUGGAUCUUUCAGCCCCCAAGUUUAAAGGGGGAAUCAGUCCCCCAGAUCUGAAUCAUCCAGAUCUUAAAGGCCCCAAACUAGGCCUAAAUGCACCAGAUGUAAACUGUAAUAUGCCCUCAGCUAAAGUCAAAGUACCUACAUUGAAGAAACCAAAGGUUGAUCUGAAUGCUCCUGAUCUGGACAUUAACGGCCCCUCUGGUAAACUGAAAAUGCCCAAAUUUGGGCUGUCUGGUAAAAUGCCAAAAUCCACAAAACUGAAUCUCAAUGCCCCAAAGAUAAAGGGGGGAAUUGAUUCCCCAGAUCUGAAUUUUCCAGAUGCUGACCUCAAAGCCCCUAAACUAGAUGUGAAUACCCCUGAUCUUGACAUCAAUGCAUCCUCUGGGAAAUUCAAAAUGCCCAAAUUCAAAAUGUCUAAAUUCAGAGGCCUAAAAAGACCAGAUGUUGACAUUGAUGGAGACUUAGAGGGUGCAGAUAUAGAUAUCAAUGCCCCCACAGCUAACCUCAAAGGUCCCAAAACAGGUCUAAAAAUGCCAGAUUUGAAGAUGCCUGAUUUCGGGCUAUCUGGGCCAAAUGUAGAUAAACCUGACUAUGACUUACCUGAUAUUGAUCUCUCAGCCCCAAAGCUAAAAGGGGGCAUCAAUCCCCCAGAUUUGAGACUACCUAAAGGUAAAAUCAAAGGCCUAAAACUAGACCUCAAUGAUCCAGAUUUGGAUGUUGACGCUUCCUCAGGAAAACUGAAAAUGCCCAAAUUUGGACUCUCAGGCACUAUGCCAAAAGGACCAAAUCUGGACAUAAAUACUGGUGCAAAAUCACCCAAGUUCAGUCUAAAUAUGCCAAAGAUAAAAGCUGGGAUUGAUGCGCCUGACAUGGAUUUACCAGACAUGAACCUCAAAGCCCCUAAAUUAGAUGUAAACACUCCAGAUAUUGACAUUGAUUCACCAACAGGGAAAUUCAAAAUGCCCAAUAUGAAAAUGUCAACAUUUGGAAUGAAGGGGCCACAUAUUGACAAAGUUGGAGAUAUAGAGGCACCAGACCUGAACUUGUCGUCUCCCAAACUCAAGGGUCCCAAAGCAGACCUCAACAUUCCAGAUGCUGAUAUUGGCCGUCCAUCAGGAAAAUUCAAAAUGCCAACUUUCAAGAUGCCACAUUUAGGUUCCUCUGGACCAAAGGUUAAGGGGCCUGACUUGGAUCUUUCAGCCCCCAAGUUUAAAGCUGGGAUUGAUGCCCCUGACAUGGAUUUAUCAGACAUGAACCUCAAAGCCCCUAAAUUAGAUGUAAACACUCCAGAUAUUGACAUUGAUUCACCAACAGGGAAAUUCAAAAUGCCCAAUAUGAAAAUGUCAACAUUUGGAACGAAGGGGCCACAUAUUGACAAAGUUGGAGAUAUAGAGGGACCAGACCUGAACUUGUCAUCUCCCAAACUCAAGGGUCCCAAAGCAGACCUCAACAUUCCAGAUGCUGAUAUUGGCCGUCCAUCAGGAAAAUUCAAAAUGCCAACUUUCAAGAUGCCACAUUUAGGUUCCUCUGGACCAAAGGUUAAGGGGCCUGACUUGGAUCUUUCAGCCCCCAAGUUUAAAGCUGGGAUUGAUGCCCCUGACAUGGAUUUAUCAGACAUGAACCUCAAAGCCCCUAAAUUAGAUGUAAACACUCCAGAUAUUGACAUUGAUUCACCAACAGGGAAAUUCAAAAUGCCCAAUAUGAAAAUGUCAACAUUUGGAAUGAAGGGGCUACAUAUUGACAAACAUGGAGAUAUAGAGGGACCAGAGCUGAACUUGUCAUCUCCCAAACUCAAGGGUCCCAAAGCAAACGUCAACAUUCCAGAUGCUGAUAUUGGCCGUCCAUCAGGAAAAUUCAAAAUGCCAACUUUCAAGAUGCCACAUUUAGGUUCCUCUGGACCAAAGGUUAAGGGGCCUGACUUGGAUCUUUCAGCCCCCAAGUUUAAAGCUGGGAUUGAUGCCCCUGACAUGGAUUUACCAGACAUGAACCUCAAAGCCCCUAAAUUAGAUGUAAACACUCCAGAUAUUGACAUUGAUUCACCCACAGGGAAAUUCAAAAUGCCCAAUUUGAAAAUGUCAACAUUUGGAACGAAGGGGCCACAUAUUGACAAACAUGGAGCUAUAGAGGGACCAGACCUGAACUUGUCAUCUCCCAAACUCAAGGGUCCCAAAGCAAACCUCAACAUUCCAGAUGCUGAUAUUGGCAGUCCAUCAGGAAAAUUCAAAAUGCCAACUUUCAAGAUGCCACAUUUAGGUUCCUCUGGACCAAAGGUUAAGGGGCCUGACUUGGAUCUUUCAGCACCCAGGUUGAAAGGGGGAAUCAGUCCCCUAGAUCCGAAUCUGCCAGAUCUCAAAGGCCCCAAACUAGGCCUAAAUUCACCAGAUGUAAACUUUAAUAUGCCCUCAGGUAAAGUCAAAGUACCUACAUUGAAGAAAUCAAAGGUUGAUCUGAAUGCUCCUGAUCUGGACAUUGAUGGCCCCUCUGGUAAACUGAAAAUGCCCAAAUUUGGGCUGUCUGGUAAAAUGCCAAAAUCCACAAAACUGAAUCUCAAAGCCCCAAAGAUAAAGGGGGGAAUUGAUUCCCCAGAUCUGAAUUUUCCAGAUGCUGACCUCAAAGCCCCUAAACUAGAUGGAAAUGCCCCCGAUUUUGACAUCAAUUCACCUUCUGGGAAAUUGAAAAUGCCCAAAUUUCAAAUGCCUAAAUUCAGAGGCCUUAAGGGACCAGAUGUUGACAUAGAUGGAGACUUAGAGGGCCCGGAUAUAGAUAUCAAUUCCCCCACAGCUAACCUCAAAGGUCCCAAAACAGGUCUAAAAAUGCCAGAUUUGAAGAUGCCUGAUUUCAGGCUAUCUGGCCCUUAUGCAGAAAAACCUGACCAUGACUUACCUGAUAUUGACCUCUCAGCCCCAAAGCUAAAAGGGGGCAUCAAUCCCCCAGAUUUGAGACUACCUAAGGGUCAUCUCAAAGGGCCCAAACUAGAUCUCAAUGCUCAAGAUUUUGAUGUUGAUGCUCCAUCUGGUAAACUGAAAAUGCCCAAAUUUGGCCUUUCAGGUACAAUGCCAAAAGGACCAAAUGUGGACAUAAAUGCAGGUGCGAAGUCACCAAAGUUCAGUCUAGAAAUGCCAAAGAUUAAAGGUGGGAUUGAUACCCCUGAUGUGGAUCUACCAGACAUGAACCUCAAAGACCCUAAAUUAGAUGUAAACACUCCAGAUAUUGACAUUCAUUCACCUGCAGGGAAAUUCAAAAUGCCCAAUCUGAAAAUGUCUAAAUUUGGAGCGAAAGGGCCAGAUAUUGACCUAGAUGGAGAUAUAGAGGGACCAGACCUGAAUUUGUCAUCUCCCAAACUCAAGGGCCCCAAAGCAGAUCUCAACAUUCCAGGUGCUGAUAUUGACAGUCCAUCAGGAAAAUUCAAAAUGCCAACUUUCAAGAUGCCAGAUUUAGGUUUAUCUGGACCAAAAGUUAAGGGGUCUGACUUAGAUCUUUCAGCCCCCAAGUUUAAAGGGGGGAUUAGUCACCCAGAUUUGGAUCUGCCAGAUGUUGCCCUCAAAGGCCCCACAUUAGACCUCAAUUCACAAGAUGUAAACUUUAAUAUGCCCUCCGGUAAAGUCAAAGUACCUACAUUGAAGAAACCAAAGGGGGAUCUGAAUGCUCCUGAUCUGGACAUCGAUGGGCUCUCUGGUAAACAGAAAAUGCCCACAUUCUUGCUGCCUGGUACAAUGUCAAAAUCCCCAGACUUGAGGCUCAAAGCUUCAAACAUUAAGGGGGGAAUUGAUGUUCCAGACAUGCAUUUACCAGAUGAUGACCUCAAAGCCCCUGAAGUAGAUGUGAAUGCCCCAGAUCUUGACAUCAAUGAACCCCCUGGGAAAUUCAAAAUGCCCAAAUAUAAAAUGCUUAAAUUCAGAGACCUAAAGAGACCAGAUGUUGACAUUGAUGGAAACUUAGAGGGCCCAGAUAUAAAUAUCAAUGCCCCCACAGCUAACCUCAAAGGUCCCAAAACAGGUCUAAAAAUGCCAGAUUUGAAGAUGCCUGAUUUCGGGCUAUCUGGGCCACAUGUAGAUGAACCUGACUAUGACUUACCUGAUAUUGACCUCUCAGCCCCAAAGCUAAAAGGGGGAAUCAGUCCCCCAGAUUUGAGACUAUCUAAGGGGCAUCUCAAAAGCCCAAAACUAGACCUCAGUGCUCCAGAUAUGCCCUCAGGUAGAUUCAGAGUUCCAACCAUAGAGAGGCCAAAUGGUAGCAUCAAAGCCCCUGAUUUUGACAUCAGCACUCCUACAUUCAAAAUGCAUACAUUUGGGUUGUCUACACCAAAAGGACCGGAUCAUGACAUCAGUGCUGACCUUGGUUAAAUUGUCAAAGAUGAAAGGCAGGAUUGGUUCACCAGAUCUGGACCUACCUAUAAUUGACUUAAAAGCCCCUAACAUAGAUUUAAACACUCCAGAUAUUAACAUUGGUUCACUAUCUUGGAAAUUCAAAAUGUCUCACCUCAAAAUGCCUAAAUUCGGCCUUUCUGGUCUGAAAGGUCCAGAUGCUGGAAUAGAUGGAGACAUUGAUGGACCAGACCUGAGCUUGUCAACCCUGAAAGUAAACACGGGGAUUGGUAGUCCAGAUUUAGACAUAAAUGUUCCCUCUGGUACCCUCAAAGGCCCCCAAGCUCAAUUGAUCUCAAUUUGCCAGACAGUGAGUGACGUUGCUAUAUAAUCUCUAAAAUUCAAACUGCCGUCUUUAAAAUUGCCUCAGUAUGGAAAUCCCAAUAGAAGAGCAGUAUCAGAUAUGGACUUUAUGAAAACAAAUGACAUUUCUCCUCCAAAGGCUAAAGUGGAUCUAAAAGCACCAGACUUGAAAGUUAGUCACCCAGAUGUCAGCCUGAGCUUACCCAAAGCUGAUAUCAGAAGCCCAGAAUACAAAGUGUCAUCUCAUAGUAAACGCAGAUCUGAUAUCCCAGGUAGAGCGCAUAUAAACGAUUUGAUAUGCCAGGUUGGAGUAUAUAUAAAAGUGCCUGUUGGGAAGUCUAGGAAGGUCAAAGGAAGGGCUAGUUAUCCCAUUGCAGAUAUUGAUUUGCCAAAAGUUGAUUACGAAGUGUUUGGUGUGGAUCUGAGAGGUUCAGACCUUAACCUUGACGACCUCACAGUGAAAUUCUAAAUUCCCAAAUCCAAGACUUCUAAAUUGGGUAGUUAUACAAGAAUACCAGAUAUAGACUCAAGUCUUCCCAGUAUUAAUGCCUCAAUCCCUCUUUUCCCACCCCAAAGUGUAGAUUAGUGGUUUCACAGACAGAUUUUAAUUUGAGAAGACCUGACCUCAAGGGCAAUAAACAAUCGGAAAGCCCCAACUGGUGAACGAAACCGGCAGAUAAAAAAAGUACAAAGCAGUCUAAAAUUGUAGUCCAUGACAAAUUUGACUCAUGGUUCAAACCCCAAAAUUUCUGAAGAUCAAUAAUAUUUCAUCACUGUACAGUAUUUCCCAAACAUGUCAAAGAUGAUGUACCAGACGGAACUGGGAGCCUGAAAAAUUGGCACAAGGAAGAGUCAAACCGUAGAUCUCAUACACUCAGAUGUCUCGACUUCAUUGCAUCAAAUGUGGACCUUAAAGUUACAGAAGAUGAGAACUUAAAAGGGUCAAAGCUUAUAUAGGAUUCAGACAGCUGACUAAAUGUAAUUUUAGGCUUGUUUGAAUCACAAUCUUCUGUUGAAACAUAAUGCAGAAAACUUCUGUUACUUGCACUUAUUUGUACUUUUUAUGUAAAUUGAUUGGUGUUUGUUAUGAACAUGUUGAAAAUGUAUGUGUAACGGGUUCUCAUUUUGUGAAAUUGUUUUACAAAAUGGAUGAAAAGCUAUUUGAAAAGGUGUUUUUACUGUACACUUGCUGUAUUACAAUCAUUUGUUUUAUCUUUACAUUAAUGCAAUAAAACUAUUAAUUCUAAACAACUUCUUAAUGCAUUAGCCUAGACAACAUUAUUCUGACAGUAGGCCUUAUUUUCCAUAUUUUUGCUCUUGAAAUAACGUCUGAAAAAUUAAUUCUGUCAAGUAUGAUAAAAACAUUUAACUCAA